AUGAAUGACCGCGACGAUUAUGAUGAGCUGCCUUACCUAGACGACCCUGAUGUUGAACUACUGUACGAGAUAUGCAAGCGCGCAUCCGGAUCGCACGAACCUCCCUUCAAGGCGCUCUUCGCAGCCUACGAUGAGAUCUUCGCCGAACGAGGACUAGAAGGCCAGCGUGAUGGAGCGAUCUUCAGGUACCUUAUGCGCGUUGGCGAGAGCACGAGAGGAGCCAAUCGGGAAAGGAGAAGGAUUGAUCUCGUGCAACAGCUGAAAGGCGUUUUGGAGGCAUUGGGUAUUACUGUCUUGGGCGAGGAGGACAAUGGCCGAGAAGAUGCAACUACAGCGACGGAAGACGUCAGACGGGAUUCGGCGCGACUGGAUGAGCGGCGCAAGCGCAGGGUUUCUUUCGACGAGGCGCGGUAUGAGGAGACCUGGUUGAGUGAGCAUACGCAGUCGGUACAUCCGUCUCCGACGCCGCCACCACGAGGGACUCUUUUGAAGCUGCCGCCACGGAGAGGAAGGAUCGGCACGACUGAGCGCAGAGCACGCUCGACAAGUGCUCGCCGUCCUGUUAGCAGACAGCCAGAGGUUUACUCGAACACGCAGCAACACGUCUCGCCCUCAGCCGAAGGCCGUUACAACUACAACCCAGCGGACCUCUAUCCAUCCCGACAGGAACUCGACAUGAAUGCUGAGGCUUUCUUAUCAACCUGUGCGAUUCGCUCCGCUCGAUCAGCAUUGCACCACUGGUACGGCGCAGCUAUUCAGAUAAGGCAAGCUAACGACUACGCUUUCGGGAUAGCAAUCGACCACGAUCGUCGCGCGCUGCUUCAACAAUCCUAUGAUGCUUGGCGCGCAGCUUAUAAAGAGAAGCGCGAGCUGGCGCAUCAAGAACGACAUUGGAAGAAGACUGAAGAGAGAGCGAGGCGCGGACGCGACCUCUUCCUCAUUCGCAAAGUCUUCACGCACUGGGCUACGUCGACUUCGCAUGAGAAGCUUUGCGUUGAGGUCGCACGUCGCCAGAUUCUGCGAUCUUCCUACUUCAACCGUUGGCGCGCCAUUGCCGCUGAGAAUCAGGCGAAGGCACGGAGCAUUCUCUGCAAGAAGUAUCUUGCCAUCUGGCGAGAGAAGGUCGAGGCGAGGCUGCUGGCUAAAGAGCAGGCAGUUUCCUGGUACGAGGAGACUUUGCUCAGGAAGUGCAAGAAGCGGUGGUUCUGGCAGUUCUGCGGAAGACGUGUGGAGGGUUGGCAUGAGCAGAGGGUACAGAAGCGGACCUUCGAUCGACUUGACGCCAAGUGCCAAGAACGACAGGACCGUGAGCAGCGAGCAGAAGAUGUGUACUGCUCUCGAUUGCUUCGAAGAAGCCUGAGCCUCCUCGCUGGGAAGCUUCACGCUCGACAGACCCAGAAUACCACGGCGCAAAAACACUGCGAGCGGUCUUUGGCCUCACGGACAUUGCACGGUGUUGGCAUCCAGGCGAAACUGGACCCCAUCGCACGCACGGUCUCAGCAAAAGUGGACUUGAACACUGCUCGCAAAGCCCUGCGCGUCUGGCGUCUUCACCUAAGUCUCUCGCAGCAGGCCGCAGAAGUCGAUCAUCAGAGGCUCCUGCAAACUGCCUGGACCAAUUGGAACGAUGCACUGCGGUGUCGAGCUUUGGCGCAGAAGAUCAACGAACGGGUCUUGGUUGAGAACCUGUACCGAUGGGUUUUGCAGGAGCGAUUGCGGUUGUUUCAGCGCACAAUCGAUGGUCGAAUACUUGGGCGAGCCAUGACAUGGUGGCGGGCGAAGGUUGAAGAUGAACGGGACCAACUUGCGAAUGCUGAAAUCGUCUUCGCCGAGCGGCAACGUAGACGUCGGCUGGCUUUUGGAAUGGUCCGGUUGAAUAUAACCAUGCGAGCUCGAGAGGACGCUGAGCGGGCUGCCGUGGAGUUCUCCAUGAGUCGUGCCCUGCCGAAGGCACUCGAAGCUUGGAAGGAUCAGACUGAUCAUGCGCGGCGGCUGGCGAAAUGGGCUGCUGAUGCUCGAUUCUAUUGUCUUACCGCCGGGACACUGAAGAACUGGAGAGAGAAGACGACAGAACAUGUUGCUGAUCGCAGGCGAGCAGCAUACGUUCAGGUGCGCGCGAGGAUCAAGAUAAGGCUCGCGAGGGAGUGCUUGAUCAAGAUGCGAGCUUCAGUCGUUGCAGUAAGGUCGAUGGAGGCCGAAGCUGAGAGAAAGGCGCAGGUGCGGUCAGCGGAUAUUGGCGUCGCUGCGUUCGAGCACUUGCGUCAGCGAAGCGCGAGAUACCGUGAGCUGGAUGUUCAGGCCACGGAGAUCAACUCGCGGAAGCUGCUGUCGUCCGCUCUCGAAGCAAUGCGGCUCAAGCACACCGACUAUGAGCGGAUGGCAGAGCAGGCACAGAGCUUCAAGCGCGAGACUGAAUUGGCGGUCCUCGCCGAUGCCCUCCGACGAGUGCAGUGGGCGAACUUCACAGCUGCACGCAAGGUGGAAAGCGCUGAAGCCUUAUGGCUCCGCAACCGCGAUCAGCAUAUCAAGCAGAUGCUUCGCCACUGGGCAACGCAAACAGCGGCUCGGCGGUCGACAGUCCUUCGCGGCAGAGAUGCUCGAGUCGAGGAAGCAGAGCCGGAGAGCCCUAGUCUUCGACCAGCGAGUCGUGCUGCCUCACGUUCGAGAGCUCCUGAUCGAGUACUGCUAUCCUCACCACCUUCGCAGGAUCAGCUGCAGUCAACGCCAGGGUACAUGCGCACACCGUCUCGUCCGCGCCGAGCUGGCCGCUUCCGUCCGCUGCCUACGCCUGCAACUUUCACCCCAUUGGCUUUCGAUACGGCUUACCUCGCCACCGUGCCUGCGCCGCUGCCGAACGCUGAAGAGAGUGGAGAAGGACUGACGUUCGACCGAACUGCCACGGAAGGUCUCACCCCCCAGAUCACACCUUUCUCCAGGAAGCUGAGGGCUGGUGGGAUUGGCGGAGCUGGGCCGUUGUCAGCAUUGAGGAGGUCGGAUCUGGGGCGCUCGGUGCAGGGUGGGACGAAUAAGAGUGUCAGGUUCGCGGGUGCUGGGAGGUUUAGGGGGAGUGAUGACGGACAUUUGAAGAGUAGCUGA
Molecule: messenger RNA, 3096 nt
Organism: Saxophila tyrrhenica
Lineage: Eukaryota; Fungi; Ascomycota; Dothideomycetes; Mycosphaerellales; Extremaceae
Exons: 2
Coding region: 1-3096 (1031 amino acids)
Source: RefSeq, a predicted model, not a curated record